CGACUGGGACAAAAAAGGAGUUUGGAUUAACGUGACAAAUAAUAAAGAAGAAGAAGAAGAAGCCAAACAACAACAGAGAAAAUGUCGGAGUACGCUAAGGUCCAGAGGAGCGCCCUGAAAUUCAAAGGCAUUGGAGACAUUUCCGCUGGGAAAAAGAAGAAGAAGAAGGAUAAGGAGAGCAAGCAGCGCCUGGAGCAGGCCGUGGCCAGUCAAAACGAAGAGGAGGAGAAAUCCAAGAACGCAUACGUUGACAAAAGGACACCGGCACAAAUGGCCUUCGACAAGAUGCAAGAGAAGAGGCAAAUGGAGAGGAUCUUGAACAAAGCGUCAAAGACGCACAAACACAGAGUCGAGGAUUUCAAUCGCAACCUGGACAACCUGACAGAACAUUAUGAUAUCCCCAAGGUCAGCUGGACAAAAUAGAGGAGGAGAAAAUUUUCUUUUUUCUUUUUUCUUUUUAAAUUAAUUUUUUAUAACAAAAACCCUGCAAGUCCUUUUUUUGACAUGUAUAUUUGCAGACGUUUGCGCUCUUACAUACAGUGCCUCCGGAGAAGUUCGGGACAAUGUCCUGACUUCCGAGCAUGUCUGAAAAAAGCUAUACAGUCUAAAAUAAAAUGAAAAAACAAAAA
Molecule: messenger RNA, 629 nt
Organism: Scophthalmus maximus (turbot)
Lineage: Eukaryota; Metazoa; Chordata; Actinopteri; Pleuronectiformes; Scophthalmidae
Gene: fam32a
Product: family with sequence similarity 32 member A
Exons: 4
Coding region: 82-423 (113 amino acids)
Cellular component (GO): nucleolus
Source: RefSeq, a predicted model, not a curated record